CUAAGACGGGAAACUGGUCUGAUGUGAAUCCGGUCACAGAAGCGUUUCUCGUCCGAUUUUUCUUUCCGUCUAAACAGACGAAAUAUUUCGCGUUUCGCUCGAAAAUUUAGCCCGUGGAAUUAGGGCUUAAAGAGGGACAUCCCGAGGAUUCUGGAACCAUAAAUCGUCAUAUUCGAAUCGGUGAAAAUCUAGUGUGAAGUAAGGAACCAAUUUAGGCUCAAAAUGAGGCUGGAUCUUCCGCAAAACGCGACGAUGUCGGACAUUUAUAAAUACGUUAUGGAAUACAACAUUACUCACUCAUUGGUUCGAAUACCCGAGCAUGAAUUACAGUUGCUACAUCGGAAACUGUGCAGCGAUCUUCACGAGAUAUUUCAUCACGAGUUCGAAAUCGACGCGGACCGAAAGAUUUCGCAUUAUUUUCAAAAAAUCCGAAAGGAAAAUCAAAGCAAGGGAGACAAGGAGCUGACGUUUCGCACGAAAUCCGUCAACGAAAAUCGAUAUUCUUUGUUCCACGACGAUCUGCAACAAUCCGAGAAGAUCAGUGUUUACGGUUCCGACCCCACACAAUCUGGUUUGCGCAAUGCCGUUGCCGAUUUGGGCGAUGAUUUUUGUUAUACUGUUGGGGGUUAUUGGAGGGAACUUGCGGAUAGAGGGGUAUCGUCUUCAACCACGUUCGACACGAUGAUUUCUAAAGGUGCGUUGAUCGAUUCUGAUAUCCCCGCAUCUUCCAAAGAGAGUGUAAACGUAGGAUACGGUAGGACCCUAUAUGUCGAUGAAGCAAAAGCCACCUUGUUCUUUCACGCACCAGAUUUCGUGAAAAGCCAAUCCCUGUCGUUCGAAUUUGUGAAAGAAAAAUGCCGGUACGGAGAGACGCAUGUCGUUUUGUUAACUUUCAUCAAACUAAAACCGACGUCAAAGUUCAUUGCAAGCGCCCAAGCGGAAUUUGGCUUCAAGGUGAAAAAGAGAUAUGCUGUGCCUACAUGGGGGAAGGUUCUUUCAUUGGGCAUCUUUUGUUUUCUCGACCAAGAAAAAACGCAGAAAUUCUCCUCCGAUCAGUUUCACGUUCAAUUUGAAUGUUUUUCUUCGCGAUUUGAGAUUAAAAAGAAACCGAAGAUUGACAUUUCAAUUCAGGACGCGAAGGAAUUCUUAAGUUUUGAGCAACAAAUGCUAGAAUAUGAGAAAAAACUUGGAAUGAAGGGCGAACUGAAGCAAAUCGAAGCAAACAGCCAGGAAGUCGAUAAAGAAACGUCAGAAAUGAUGACCGAAGACCAGCUACAAGAACUUCAGCUAGCGACGGUUGGGUUAAGCAGCCAUAUUCUCUGGAAGAGUUUAGAUCUUGGGAGAUGGAUAAAGAGGAACAGUUGGUUAUUAUACGUGACCUUCAAGAAUGGACAGAGAACGAUAUUAAACCUCAACGUUAUACAACAGUAUGAGAAAGCGUGCAUUUUGGAGGUCGCCCUUCGGAGCAGGGCGUAUCCGCAUAUGGACAAGGCCUUCAGAGACACGGGCGUUAAGAAAUGGCAGAUUGUUCUCGAUGAUAGCAGGACUCCUCAAGACCUUACCAACGCGUGCGGGUUCGCGUUCGAGGAAAUCGUCAAUGCCCGCGUAAUGGCCAAGGCGGCAGAAAAGGGAAUUCCGAUAACAUGCAUAAAAGGUGACGGAUUAGGGGAGUACAAGGACGCCCAGGGAAAUACUGUAACCACGCCAGAAUACGUGGACGCAGUGUUCGUAAAUGAUGCAACAGGGGACAUGAUUAGUGUGCAAUACAAGUUUAGUGACGAACAAUGGCAACUGGAAGAAUCUGUUACGCAUUGGAAAGACUAUUGGGAGGGAAAAGGGAAAGACCUCACGGGAGUUGACGUGAUCGUACCCAAAGGUGUUGAAAAAGGUGGUAAAUUCAAUGAAGUCGUGAAGUUUGGCCAUGAAAUUGUCGUCGAGGCUCCAACAGCUAACGAGGUCUAUCAGUGGCUUCUUUCAAACGUAGACAGAUUGAAAAAAAUAGCAUCGGAAAGUCGAAAUGUGAAAGGCUGGAAGACCAGCAUCGAGAAUGCCAAAAAUAUUAUUGAAAAACUAGAAAAUGCUGUGAAAGCGAAAGAAGGUGCACUAAAGAAGGCAAGAAAUCCAAAUAAAUUGCAAGAAGAUACAGAAAGACUGAAGGCGGGAAUCGACACUUUUAAGGACUGCUUGGCACAGGCAGAGAUCAAGAAAGAAAGAGCUGAUGCGAGAAUGGAACGAGUGAUCGCUGGAGAUGGGAAGAACUCCAUACCUGGAGUGAACGACGAACCUGCAAACCUCAUCGCGAAGCAGGCAGAAAAAGAAAAAAGUGUGGCCAGAGCGAACAAAGAACUUGUUGUGUCUGCUGGCCUGGCGAUUGCGAUCAGCGCUGCAACUGAGAUCCUCUGUUCACUUAUGGAUGAAAUUGAGUUAUGGAGGGAAGGGAAGCAGACUAUUGGGGAAGCAGCUUUGCACGUGUUCACGCAAGCGGUGAAACCGACGCUUAUCGGAGCGGGUAUUGGCGUGGGUAUCAGUGUUGUGCAGUACAGCCUGACGAGAAUGGCGCUGGUGGAGUCCUCGAGCCUCGCAGCAAGUCUAGGCGCGUAUGGAAGUAAAGUGUUCGGGCCAGCUUUGAUUGUUGCGAGUAUGGCUUAUCAAAGUUACGCCAUUAUUUCACAAUACAACAAGGAGAAAGAGUUCGCUCCGUCCGUUGCCAGAAAACAGAUGAUCGUCGAUUUUACACGUAUGGCGGGUGUCACAAUCGGGUCUGCUGCCUGUUUUGCGGUCGCCGGUGCUGAAAUAGCCGUGGGCGCUGUUUGUUGCAUUGCAAUCGAGGAGGCAGACCAUCGCAUCGGUAGGCUGCUCGACAAGUUUUUCAACUUCGAUUUGCAAGCGUUCAAGGAGUUACGGCCGAAAGUGAUCGCCAAAGCCUACGCGCUCUUCAAUCUUGAAUCUCACUGCUCCGACAAGGAAUUGAAAAAAGCCUACCGCGCAGCCUUGCGACAGUAUCAUCCUGAUAAAGCCAAAAACAAGGAGGAAAAAGAAAUCACGCAAGCAAUUUUCACCGCAUACACCUUGCUCAAAACGGUACGUGCUGAGAAUGCAUAGUUCUUAUUUCUUCGACCAGGCGGGCAGAAGAUACUUGAGUAGCAUCAUCAGACUUUGUAGCAUCCAAAUCAGAGACUUAUAAUCGUAUUAUUAAUUGCUAAAAAGGUUGUUAGGGUAGUAUUUACGGGUUUUAUAUACACUUUCUAAUGACUCGAUCUGUGGACAUAUUUUAAGACUUUAGAUUUUAAGACUUUAGAUUUUAAGACUUUAGAUUUUAAGACUUUAGAUUACAUAAGCUUAGUUUGAUAAAAUUUUAUGGGACGCUAGGCCUCAUAAAUUGUAAUCGGGGGAUAUAGUAAACGGUGUUCAAUAGACCAGUGCAUGGUGAGUCAUGCAUGCGACUCAUGUUAAGUUUUCAUUUUUAGUAAAAUGAAAUGAAAUGAUUGUCAGUAGAAGUAAUAUGAAUAAAUUCAAGGUUCUGGGGUCGGUUGUAUCAAGCCCGUUUAGCUUAAACAGUGGAUAAGUUCAAAAGAGAAAGCAAGUGUAAC
This is a messenger RNA of Dendronephthya gigantea, 3590 nucleotides long. RefSeq lists its product as uncharacterized. The record is from RefSeq and is a predicted model, not a curated record. The transcript has 2 exons. The coding region runs from base 223 to 3102 and encodes 959 amino acids. NCBI's taxonomy places the organism in Eukaryota, Metazoa, Cnidaria, Anthozoa, Malacalcyonacea, Nephtheidae.